Messenger RNA from Didymodactylos carnosus, 640 nucleotides. NCBI's taxonomy places the organism in Eukaryota, Metazoa, Rotifera, Eurotatoria, Philodinida, Philodinidae. The record is from the annotation of a GenBank genome assembly.
UGCUUCAGAUAGGUAUAUUAUUCAGAAAAAACAAUAUUUUUCUCUAUUUAUUCAUUUUUAAUCUUUAGAUAAAAAUAAAAAUGGUAAACUUGAAGAAAAAGAAUUUGCAUUUUUACCUGGUAAGUUUUGCUGCUAAGUUAUCGAGAAUAUGAUAAGUUAUCGAGAAUAUGAUAAGUAUUCUGUACGUUUUGUAGCAAGCGUACUAGCAGACGAAACAAAUAAAGAAUGGAUAGAAAUGGAUGGAAAAUGGUUAGAAGAUCAAAAACGAGAAUUUCAUGAAAUGGAUGAGGAUNUAACCUAAUCUUAGCCUAACCUAUAGGUUAGAUUAGGUUAAGUUUAACCUGCAGGUCUCUGAGAUAAACUGGUACGUUAGCAAACUCUAAAUGAUGAUAAUGGAAAACGAGAAUUUCAUGAAAUGGAUGAGGAUAAUGAUGGAAUCGUUAGUAAAGAAGAUUUAGAGCAUUUUAUGGACCCAAGGAAUAAAAGUCAUAUUAAUAAUCAAAUAACUAAAUUAUUUUCAAAAGUUGACGAUGAACCAGAUGAUGAACAUUUAUCAUUAGAUGAAAUUGAAAAUCAUGCCGAUAUAUUUAUUGACUUAAGAUUGCUAGAUAUAGAAAAAGCAUUACACAAUGAGUCUUAA